Messenger RNA from Cokeromyces recurvatus, 852 nucleotides. RefSeq lists its product as uncharacterized. Gene Ontology annotation, biological process: negative regulation of mitotic cell cycle; negative regulation of cell population proliferation. Bases 1 to 852 code for a protein of 283 amino acids. The record is from RefSeq and is a predicted model, not a curated record. NCBI's taxonomy places the organism in Eukaryota, Fungi, Mucoromycota, Mucoromycetes, Mucorales, Mucoraceae. The transcript is spliced from 5 exons. Gene Ontology annotation, cellular component: nucleus; cytoplasm.
AUGUCAUGGCUUAUUGAGAGAAUGAUAAUAAUUAUUGAACUAUUAGAUGUAAAAAAUCGUAACUGUCUGUUGGCCAACCUUGAACAAGUCAAGGAAAUUCCACGAAAGCUGUGGAAUCGAGAUGUGGCAGCUGUUUUAAACUUUCGAAAGAUCUUGAUGAGCUUGAGAGAGACAUCAGAAAAGAAGCGUCAAAACCAGAAUGAAGGAAACAAUAGCAAAUCUCCGCCAAAGUUAUCGCUUUGGUUAUUUAAUGCAGCACAAGCAGUUGAAUUCCUUGGAAGACUUUUGCAAUCGAAACUUGAUCAAGAAACAGUGACGAAAUUUAAAGAUAAGCUAACGGAAUUGCUUAAAGUUCGUUUUGAAGAUCAUUGGGAUCCUCAACAACCUUAUAGAGGUAAUGGAUAUCGAGCUAUUUCUAAUUUUAAUGGCCAAUUAGACCCUAUUCUGAUUACAGCAUCUGUUCAAGCAAACAUUCACCAUGACCUUAUUCAAACUCAUCUUCCUCGAGAUUUUGUACUUUGGAUUGAUCCUUUCUCAGUUUCCUACCGAGUAGGUGAUCAUGGUAAUAUCAUGACAUUGUUUGAGGAUCGUUCUCGUGGACGAAUUACAAUGAAAAUGGAUCCUUCAACUAAUAAUAUAACCACCAAUUCAAAUACUAAAUCACCAACUAAUUCACCCAUGAUGCAAUAUCUGCAGCCACGAACAUCAACCCCCAUUCGCAUUUCACCUCCUAACAGCCCUGAAACCCUCUUAUUGAAAGGACAACAAACUCCUAACAUUCAUUCUUCCUCACCUUUAAGUAAAAAAAAUAAUGAAGAAAAGCCAAAUAAAGGUUUAGUUAUGGCCGUCUAA